This is a messenger RNA of Salarias fasciatus (jewelled blenny), 2794 nucleotides long. It is a transcript of the gene tnfsf11, whose product is annotated as TNF superfamily member 11. Gene Ontology annotation, cellular component: membrane. Gene Ontology annotation, biological process: immune response. Gene Ontology annotation, molecular function: tumor necrosis factor receptor binding. The transcript is spliced from 4 exons. Bases 218 to 1030 code for a protein of 270 amino acids. The record is from RefSeq and is a predicted model, not a curated record. Lineage: Eukaryota; Metazoa; Chordata; Actinopteri; Blenniiformes; Blenniidae.
GUUUCAAGUCCUUUCUAGUCUGCGCGCCGCAGGUCGCCUCUGAUUGGCUGCGUCAAGAGGAAAAAGAACAGAGAGAAACCUCGGUGUGUGUGUGUGUGUGUGUGUGUCUCAGCCCACCCACUGCUGAUUAUAGGGACUCUCGCGGGCUCAGCUUCCUUUCCUGCAUUGAGUCUGGGACCUGGCCCGGUGGCUGCACGGCACACACAGCGCGCGCACCAUGGCAGCUACGCACGGCGAGUACCGAGGCUACCUGCGGAACGCGGUCGACAUGGAGGCCGGGCAGCACCGCUUCCACCCGGUGCAGAGCUCGGAGCCCACGUACCGGCCGCUGCUGUUCGGGACCCUGGCCGUUAUGGGAUUGCUCCAGGUGGCUUCCAGCGUGGCGAUCUUAUUACACCUGACGGGAUAUUUGCAAGAGGUGGAUUUGUCUGCAGCGCCGCACCGGCCCAUGGAGGAGGUCCAGACGGAGCCGGUCCUGAACGCCCUGAGAGACACCAGGAAGCCCAGGAGGUGUAAAACCUCCAAGGAGAGCCUGCCGGCGGCCCACCUGCCCAUCCGGACCUACCAGGAGUACCCAAGAAAGGGCGAGCCCAAGGCCAUCACCAUCGACUGGGACGAGGUGCAGGGCUACCACCACAAGAUGCUCUACCAGAAGGGGAAGCUGCUGGUGAUGGAGGCGGGCUUCUACUACGUCUACGCCAAAACCUGCUUCCGCUACUACCGGCACGGCGCGGCGGAGGAGGGCGGGCACGCCGGCGCCGCCCCGGUGGACGUGAGCAACACGCAGCUCAUCCAGUACAUCUACCACGAGAGCAUCCGGCAGAACAGCAAGGCCGUGCUGCUGAUGAAGACGGGCAGCACCAUGCGCUGGAACGACACCAGCUACAACAUGUACUGCGCCCAGCAGGGCCGCGGCGUGCGGCUGGACGAGGGCGACGCCCUCUUCGUCAACGUGUCCAACGCCGGGAUGCUGGACCCGGAGGGACAAGGGACGUACUUCGGGGCCAUAAAGUUGGGAAACUUAAACUGAAAGUGGCGGGGAGCGGACAAGCUACUGAACAUUUCACAUGCCAAAGAACCACUGUUUGAUUUCUGUUGUUGAUUUGUCUGAAAACUGUUGUUUUUUUUUUUGUUGUACGUGUGUUUUGUUUCACAUUGCUCUUCAUCAAGUAGCCUCGGAGUGUUUUACGAGAAAAAGAAACUGAAAAAGGGCAACUGCCUUAAACGAGAAACCGUCUUUCCUCUCUCCCUGAAAAACAGACACGGGGCUUCAACCUUUCCCAAAAUAGCACUGAAGUUUUAUUGAGCUUCUUCUUCUUCGUUUUGUAACGUAUUGUGGUUUUGUAUUGGGAAAUUUCAGUACAUUCAGGUCAGAUUACGGCGUUUAGACUUAAGAGUUGACAUGUGUUUAUGCACUAAUUAAAGAAACCGCGAGGGAGCGACUGAGGAAGUGAGUUUGCUGGCGAGAAGCGCAGCGAGGACGGAUUUAUCAACGCCGAUUGCUGCUGGACGGAGCAUCUGCUUGUGCUUAGCAGAUUAUCACAGGAUGAAAAUAACAAGGCUUCCAGGGUUGUUUUGACCCGCAGCAGUUGAUGCAUAAAUGUUUCCCUGAAAGGACUGGGAAGUGUGAAAACAGGCGGGCAGCGAGGCGUCCCGACAGGAAGUAACCAACACUUUGGUUCCAGUUCGGCGGCGAGGCACUGAUUGGAUCUCGGAGGCUCCGCUGAACAUGAAACACGUUCAAAAGCAACAAAACCAGGUUUAGAGGGGGCCUUUUUGUUUGAUUUUCAGAAGUUCUUGUCAUUAUAUGGAGCCACAGUGGAACGGAAAUGUGUCGGCGUUGUUGGACGGAUCUGCAUCGCACCAGAUUUUCUUCGUGCAGUCGGGUUUCUUAUAUUGAAAUUUCCAGUUGAACAGUAUGGUGAAAAAGUUUUGGUCAAAAUGAUCUAAAAACAAGAAAGUCAGAAUCUACAUGGUUAAAAUUAGGUCGAACGAGAGAGAGAGAUCGAGCGAGCGAGCACUGUUGUUUGAAAGUAGAACUCUGCUUCCAGCUGAAAUACUGUCUGUUCAGACGUAUCGUGAUCGUCUUGAGACGUUCAGCCCCUUCAGUUUGUCGGGCCGCUUUAGUUUCCGUCUCUCGACUCAACUCCUUCUCCUCAAAGCCGUCGGUCAUCUGAUUGGCUACCGUUUAGCUGAAUUUACCAAGCGUUCAUCUGCAAGACAAAAUCUGCCCGACGUCAAAGAAAACCAAGAGAAAAAGCUUUGAGGCAGCGUUGGGACGAGCGAGGCAGGCGGACGCCUCCACAUGUCAGUUUCACCUCUGAAACGAGAUUCUGUUCUGAUUCAGACCUUGGAUCUUCGGUUUAUUCAUGUCGUUUGUGCACAAAAUCCAAGGGUCUCCCCAAAUCCAACGCCUAGUCUCCAGUGAAGAACCCCCUCAGCCCGGAUCUGCAGCGUUUAAAAGUUUAGUUCCCUACGUGACAGGAAUCCCACGGCCCCUGGCCGUGGUGUCGGAGACCGAGGACAUCGACAUGUUAGUUCUGUUGGACGAUGGACGAGCGGUUGCAGAUAGCUGGACUGUCUGAGCUGAAACGACACGAAUUGACUCUUGUCUUUUUUAACUUCGGAAGGAACCAAGUUGAGUUUGGUUCGUCUUUUUUUUUUUAAACUUAAAUUUUGUUUUUCAUUUGGCUCUUCAGUGAGGUAAAUGGGGAAUAUGCACUAAAUAUUUAUUUAUUAGCUAUAGAAGUACAGAGACAGGUCAUUGUUAAAGUGACCUCUUGGCUGUAAAAAA